CGGGAGGCUCAGCGCUGCCGCAUCAAGCCCUCCUCAGACAAUCGCGGUCCUCUAUCCGAGUCAUACUCGUUCCGGUACCGAGGCGAAGCGACGCCUAUAGGAGCAGAUCAAGCCGAUCGCGCUCAUGUUGGAGGACUAAUACCCGAGCCCGCGUGUGGUGUGCGUGUGUGUGAGGGUGUGCGUGUGCUUGUGAGACAGGAGUAACUCGUUGGAUUACGCUGAAAGAGAUUUGAACGCACCAGAAACAUGUGGCCGUCAGACCCCCGGUAUCAGCACCAGCAGAAGCAGGAGGAAGAGAUCACCGACAUGGACCCCAACAAGCUAAACAACAACGACAUGGUGCUGUCCAAGGCCAUCAAGCUGGACGAGGAGAUGCUCAAGCUGCCCAACCGCGUCUCGGAGACGCUCACGGGCCACAACAUCCUCAUCACGGGCGGCACGGGCUUCAUGGGCAAGGUCUUCAUCGAGAAGGUGCUCAGAAAGACCCCCAACGUCGGCGCCAUCUACCUCCUCGUCCGGAACAAGAAGGGCAAGGACCCGAAGGAGCGCCUCAAGGACGUCUUCUCUUCGCCGCUGUUCGGCCACGUGUCCACGGCCUACUGCCACCUCAACGAGCCCGUCCUGGAGGAGAAGCCGUACCCGCCACCCGCCGACCCGCACAACAUCAUCAAGUGCAUGGAGUGGAUGUCCGACGAGGUGGCCGAGUCGAUGACCAAGAAAAUCCUCGGGAACCUGCCCAACACGUACGCGUACACCAAGGCCCUGGCCGAGCACCUCGUCGUGGAGCAGUUCGACAACCUGCCCGUCGGCAUCAUGCGGCCGUCAAUCGUGGUGCCCAUCUGGAAGGAGCCGCUGCCCGGCUGGACCGACAACAUCAACGGCCCCACGGGGCUGCUGAUCGGUGCCGGCAAGGGCGUGAUCCGCUCCAUGUACUGCGACUCGGACAGCUACGCCGACUUCCUCCCCGUCGACAUCGCCGUCAACGCCAUGAUGGUCGCCACCUGGAACUGGCUCGCCCGAGGAGACCGGUCCCGACGCAUCUGCCACAUGACAUCUUCGUCCGAGAUCAAGAUCUCGUGGGCCGAGAUCGUGGAGCUUGGGCGCUCCAUCGUGGAGAACGUGGUGCCGUUGAACGGCGUGGCCUGGUACCCGGGCGGCUCCCUCAAGAAGAACAGGACCUACCACAACAUCUGCGUCUUCUUCUUCCACUGGGUUCCGGCCUAUAUCCUAGACGUUUUCAUCUGGUGCGCUGGCUACGAGCCCGUGCUCAAGCGUGUGCAGAACCGGAUCCAGAAGGGCUUCGACGUGUUCGAGUACUACGCCAACAACCAGUGGGACUUCAAGAACACCUCGGCGCUCUACAUCCGGCCGCUGCUCAACGAGCGGGAGCGUCGCGAGUACAAGGUGGACGGUGAGGGCAUCGACUUCAUCGAGUACUUCACGGACUGCGUCAAGGCGGCCAGAGUGUACAUCCUCAACGAGAUGCCCGACACCAUCCCCGCUGCCCGGCGGCACAUGCGAGUGAUGUACUGGGUGGAUUGGGCGGCCAACAUCCUGUUCUGGUACUUCAUAGUGUACUUGAUGACGCUGUGCUCGACCACGGUGCACGAUGCCAGGGAGGCGGCGUUCGGCCUCGUCGGCUCAGGGUUCCGCGCCAUCCUCGGCGGCGACUCCUCGGCGGCUGCGUCGGCGGCAGCGUCGGCCUCGGUGCCAAUGGCGGACUUAUAAUGAUGGCACCGUGUGCCACGAAACAGCGGCCAGCCCUCGGCCCGCCGGAGGGACCUGGGCUGGGCACUGGCCGCUCUGCAGGGAAUCUCACCAAUGAGAGUACGUCCUGGGUCCUGCGCGCUGCACGCCUCCCCGCAGCCAUCCUGAGCUCGAGCUGCAGCCGGCGGCAGCCGCAGACCGGAGUCACUCCGACUAGUGUAACAUUGUGGAUGUGCCUCGUGAGAAACGAACGGCGCCCGCUGUUCGUUUCCUCUGAGUCCUUCUUAGGAAAAGUUUCACAGCCUUUCGACUUGUAAGAAAAUGUUUGUAUUUUUUUGCCCAUGCGCGCUUGUCGCUGGCGUGUCGGAUAGGCUGCCUAUCCUACUGGACGCCCGCCGAACUUUCGUGUUGAGUCAAUUUGGUUGCCUGACUACAAGGCGGCAGCGGGUAGUUGGAAGUCGCCGUGUGACGACUUUAGAAUACAUAGAUAGCAUAAAGCAAUUAUUGAAAACCUGUGGUGAGGGGUUUCAAGGACACUGCAGGUCAGGUCAGAAAUGGAAACGAAUUACAAGUUGAGCCCAGCAUUUGACCUUGAGUGCUCUGGGAGUUACUUCAAUUGACUGAAAUCACUCUCACCAUUCACUAAAAAUUAUUGCAAUUACAAGAGUACAUUUAAGACUGGAUAGAGGAAAGUAAGUGUCAAUGAAGUAUUACAUUCCUAUGACUUUUCAAUUUUUAAUCAAAGUUUAGUCAAUCAUUUGUAAGCAAUUACUUUCAUUGUGUUACCAAAUACCAUGUACGCAUAUCAACAAUAUCAAAAUAGGAAAUUGCUUCGUAAUUGAUAAGAUUUCAUUCAGUUUUGUUUACUAUUUUGCAUAAUAUGUCCACUGAAUGUAGUUGUAAGAUUCAUUGUUAAGUUUAUACAUUUCACGUAAUUCAAUGUAAAAUAAAAAUAUUUUUAAUCAGUUAA
This is a messenger RNA of Frankliniella occidentalis (western flower thrips), 2677 nucleotides long. RefSeq names its product fatty acyl-CoA reductase 1. Gene Ontology annotation, biological process: long-chain fatty-acyl-CoA metabolic process. The record is from RefSeq and is a predicted model, not a curated record. Gene Ontology annotation, molecular function: alcohol-forming very long-chain fatty acyl-CoA reductase (NADP+) activity. NCBI's taxonomy places the organism in Eukaryota, Metazoa, Arthropoda, Insecta, Thysanoptera, Thripidae. Gene Ontology annotation, cellular component: peroxisome.